UUUUUCUUUUCUUUUCUUUUUUUUUUUUACAUACGUGAAUCGUUUUCAACUGGUCGCAUAUUACGUUCGUGCUUUCGCUCAGCGCAACGCACAACCAGCAGCACUUGUUGAAAUUCGGAAUUUCUUCCGAGUUGGAAGUCUUGACAGCUAAGAAGCUCUCUGUUCCUAGCACCAUUACUGCCUUUGUUCACUCCCGAACAUAUCAAAAUUCUCAGCUACAUUUUUCGAGUACGAUGUCAGGUUAUAGCUCUCCGACACUUUGAGUUGAGAUAAACCCGCGCGCUGUGUGACAUUACAUACGUGAUUCUAUGUACACGGUGCAUGGACAAGCUGAGAUCAAAGGAGCACGAUGCAACCGCCGUUAGUAGCUACACCCCGAAAAUUACCAGUCUUUGUGUUUCCACAAAGCGUUACAUUCUUCUUAGACAACCAGGCAACUCACAAACAAGUGCUAACAUUGUAUAACCCGUACGACUUUCCUGUAAAAUUCGAAGUUUUAUGCACCGCACCAAACAAGUACAAGGUUGUCGAUCCAAAAGGCACAAUAAAAGCUAGAUGCUGCGUUGAUAUUGUCAUCAGACAUACAGCACCAUUAACGAGCAAUUGCAAUGUAAUUGAUAAGUUCAGAAUACACAUGCAAGAACAUCCUACUAAACAGGCUAUUGGUAAACGAGAUGUCGAAGCUAAACUACUCUCCGGAACAAGCGAUAUUGUCGGAAGAUCAACACCGGAUCCAGAUAUGUUUCAUCAACUCCCAAUCAACGAAACGACAAGGCAACAGCAAUCUUAUGCGCUUAUAAGCCAAAACAGAACAGUGGACAGGGGUACAAAUUAUGUAGCGCUUGUCUCAGGAAUUAUAUGUAUAGCCGGACUACUCUUACCUACAGAAGGUGAACAGAGUAAUAGAGUGCCUGAUUAUCUUCAUCUCUCUAUGAAUUUUAAACUAAUAUUCUCAUUUGUGUUAGGUAAGCAUACACAACCUAUACUUGGGGAAUUACAUGAGACACAAGGUAAUCUUGUUUUGCUACACACAGGUAUGGUGGUAAUUGUCAUUUCAAAGAUAUAAUCCAUGGCUUUUUACACGUAAAGAGCAACUUUGUACGCGCAAGAUGGAUUAACGUGGGAUAAAAGCACAAUUGAUAUAAGACUCGUUUAUAUUGGGCCUCCUUUCUUACGAGAUAUAUACCCGACUCUAGUCUACAGGCCCCGAUAAUAUUUCAAGAUUGUAUCGUCUGAGAUAUUUAUUUGCUAUGCAGAAAAUGUGUUGUUUUCGGGAAGGCUCUCUCGGUACGGUGUAGGAUUCUGGCUCGUGAGCUAUAUAUUUCCAGGCCUACUGGAAAAUCAACGUAAUGUUAUUAAUUGCAGCGUUCGCGAAUUACGCGUUUCUUUGUACGUAUGUGCGUGCGUACGUGCGUGCGUAUGUGUGCGUGAGUGAAAGAGAAAAGAAAAAUGAGUGCGUGCGUACAUGUAUCGAAAAAAAUAAAAAUCGCUUUAUACAGAUAAAUUGUUUACAAUGUAAUAAAACACACACAUGUAACAUAUAACAACGCUACUCAUAUCCGCCUUGCUAACUCUUUCGUCUUGAGAAUCUUGAUGUUGUAUAUAAAACUAUUGUGAUACACUUUUUCAUUCAUUCAAUGAUCAUCUUGCGACAUGAUCUCAGCUGGUCUUCCUGUAUAUAAAGUUUGCUUGCGUUUUAUAUAUUAAAUGUAUGUGUCUGCAAACAGUGGAAACAAGACUGUGAAAAAAUUGAGAUAUCAAUGGCUGAUGUAGAGAAAUGAAGCAAAGUAAAAUCUUUGUGGAAAGAUUAGGUAUAGAGAUAGGAGGAAAGAAAUUACUCAUUUUUGCGAAAUUGGGAAUAGAUGAAAUGUAUAAAAAUAAUCAUAAUAACGAGUAAUUUCCAUAUUGCACAGUUUGGAAAUAAGAGCAUUUAUUUAUUACCAAUGUGUAUCUAUUAUUUACAUAAGUUACAAUACAGACACUUGUGAAUAAAGUGUAUCGUCAAGUGGA
This is a messenger RNA of Odontomachus brunneus, 2010 nucleotides long. Its product is annotated as motile sperm domain-containing protein 1-like. Gene Ontology annotation, cellular component: cytoplasm. The coding region runs from base 350 to 1066 and encodes 238 amino acids. The transcript has 6 exons. The record is from RefSeq and is a predicted model, not a curated record. NCBI's taxonomy places the organism in Eukaryota, Metazoa, Arthropoda, Insecta, Hymenoptera, Formicidae.